Messenger RNA from Lipotes vexillifer (Yangtze River dolphin), 1674 nucleotides. It is a transcript of the gene DNAAF3, whose product is annotated as dynein axonemal assembly factor 3. Gene Ontology annotation, biological process: motile cilium assembly; axonemal dynein complex assembly. Lineage: Eukaryota; Metazoa; Chordata; Mammalia; Artiodactyla; Lipotidae. The record is from RefSeq and is a predicted model, not a curated record.
AUGACCACACCAGCGGGCUCGGGCACUGGCUUCGGUUCUGUGUCUUGGUGGGGCCUGUCCCCGGCGGUUGACCUGCAGGCUGAGAGUCCUCCUGUGGACCCAGACUCACAGGCCGAUACAGAGCACGGGACCCCCGAGCUAAAUGUACUGCUGUUGGGCUCCGUGGAUGGGCGACACCUGCUACGGACCCUGACCCGGGCGGCUCUCUGGCCUCGAAGGAGGUUCCGUUUUUAUGUGCUGGAGAAUAAUAUGGAAGCUGUAGCCCGACACAUGCUGAUUUUCAGCCUAGCCCUGGAGGAUCCUGAGAAGAUGGGGUUGCAAGAGAGGAGCGAGACCUUCCUGGAGGUGUGGGGGAACGCGCUGCUGCGCCCCGCUGUGGCCGCCUUCGUGCGCGCCCAGGCCGGCCGCCUGGCUCGCCUCGUCCCGGAGCCCGAUCGCCUGGCGGAGCAGCUGCCCUGGCUCAGCCUGGGCGCCCUUAAGUUCCGCGAGCGCGACGCCCUGGAGGCCGUGUUCCGUUUCUGGGCCGGAGGGGAGAAGGGGCCCGAGGCUUUCCCCAUGAGCCGCCUGUGGGACUCGAGGCUGCGCCACUACCUGGGCUCCCGGUACGACGCCCGGCGCGGUGUCAGCGACUGGGACCUGCACAUGAAGCUGCACGAUCGCGGGGCCCGAGUCAUCCACACCAGUGAGUUCCGGCGCUGGAGGGACACAGGAGUCGCCUUUGAACUCAGAGACUCCAGCGCUUAUCACGUGCCCAACCGGACCCUGGCGUCCGGUCGCCUCCUGAGCCACCGCGGGGAGCGUGUAGCGGCGCGCGGGUACUGGGGGGACAUCGUCACGGGGCCCUUCGUGGCCUUCGGCAUCGAAGCGGACGACGAGACCCUCCUGAAGACCAGCAACGGUCAGCCUAUCAAGACCGCGGGCGAGAUCACGCAGCACAACGUGACGGAGCUGUUCCGAGAGAUGGCCGCCUGGAGGCGCCCGAGAGCCACCCAGGGAGACCCCGCGCAGGUGCAAGGCGACGCGGAUGGAAGCCCGGAGCCUGCAGCCCCUGUCCCGGAAUCCUUCACUGUCCACUUCCUGUCCCUCGGUUCUGCCCAGACCCUCCACCACAAGAGCUGCUACAGGGGACGGUUCCAGCUUCUCUACGUGGCUUGUGGGAUGGUCCAUCUUCUGAGCCCUGAGCUCGGUGCCUGCGUGGCCCCCGGAGGACGCCUCAUUGUAGAAUUAGCCCGGUUCCUAGUGGACCUGCGGCAGGAGCAGCUUCAGGGGUUCUCCACCCGGGUCGGGGAGCUAGCACAGGCGGCUGGAUUCGCCCCACAGCCGGGGGCCAGGCGCUCGCAGACCUUCGCGCGCUUCUACAAGGCCGGAGACUCUGCUCCCAGCCACAAGGACCCAGCUGUGGGAUCUGGGACUCCGCCCCCUGAAGUCCUGGCCCCGCCCCCUGAGGCAACCAACCCUCCCCCCGAGGACCUGACCCAGCCCCUUGAAGGCGGGAUCCCACCCUCUGAACCCCUCAAACGGCCUUCAGAGUCUCAGGCUUCACUGUUGGAGGCUUUGGUUCCACCCACAGGGAGUCAGACCCCCAAACCAGAUCUGACUGUACCUCCAGAGACCAACUCCCCAGUCCCUAACUUACUUCUAAAGUCGGGUCCUAGAAUCAGAACGCGCCUCUAG